Messenger RNA from Pseudopipra pipra, 6379 nucleotides. RefSeq names its product potassium calcium-activated channel subfamily N member 2 (gene KCNN2). The transcript has 8 exons. Bases 9 to 2444 code for a protein of 811 amino acids. NCBI's taxonomy places the organism in Eukaryota, Metazoa, Chordata, Aves, Passeriformes, Pipridae. The record is from RefSeq and is a predicted model, not a curated record. Gene Ontology annotation, cellular component: plasma membrane; neuron projection; neuronal cell body. Gene Ontology annotation, biological process: potassium ion transmembrane transport. Gene Ontology annotation, molecular function: calmodulin binding; small conductance calcium-activated potassium channel activity.
GUGACGUGAUGCCCGUUGUUUUGGUGCGCCCGACCAAUCGGACACGCCGGCUGGAUUCUACGGGAGCCGGGAUGGGCCCGUCGUGGCGGCAGCAGGACGCUCCCCUGCCGACCAUCACGCAUUGCGCACGGUGCACCACCGCCCGGUCCUCCUGCGGCUUUAACGGCCCGGGAAUGGACGCGCCGCGCCACUUCCCGGCGGGCUUCGGCCCCGACCAGCAGCAGCAGCAGCAGCAGCAGCGCCCGCCGGCGCCGGCGCCGCCGCACUGCCAGCAGCACGGCCAAGACAAGCAGAGCCUCCUCCAGCAGCAGCAGCAGCAGCAGCAGCCUCAGCAGCAGCAGCAGCAGCAGCAGCAGCAGAGUCCAUGCCUCCAGUGCAACAACUGCGCCUACUACGGGGCUGCUGCGGCAGCCGCGGGGGAUAACCUGCCCCUGCUGCUCCGCGCCUCCUCGCCCCUCUCCGGCGCCUUCCGGACGCACUCCUCGCCGCUCUCCUCCGCCGCGUCCUCCCGGCAGGGCAGCCAGCUGAACGUCAACGAGCUCACCCCCUCCAGCCAUGCCGGCGCUCUCAGGCAGCCUCACCAGUAUUCCCAGUACCACCAGUGCCAUAGCCUGCAGCAGCAGCAGGCAGUCAGCCCCAGCAGCAGUGUCAGCAGCGGCAGCACCCACCACCACCACCACCAUCAUCACCACCACCACCACCACCAGCAGCAGCAGCAGCGCCGGGAGAGCAACCCCUUCACCGAAAUAGCCAUGAGCAGCUGCAGGUACAACGGCGGCGUCAUGCGGCCCCUCAGCAACCUCAGUUCGUCCCGCAGGAACCUGCACGACCUGGACUCCGAGUCGCAGCCGCUGCAGCCGCCGCUCGCCAGCCCCGCUGCCGCCGCCACCGCCGGCAGCCCCGCCGCCCCGGAGAUCGUGGUCUCCAAGCCCGAGCACAACAACUCCAACAACCUGGCGCUCUACAGCUCCGCCGGCCCCGGCCCCGGCCCGGGCAGCACCAACAACGGCGGAGGCAAGUCCAGCAAGAAGAAGAACCAGAACAUCGGCUACAAGCUGGGGCACCGCCGAGCGCUCUUCGAGAAGCGCAAGCGCCUCAGCGACUACGCGCUCAUCUUCGGCAUGUUCGGCAUCGUCGUCAUGGUCAUCGAGACUGAGCUCUCCUGGGGCGCCUACACCAAGGAGUCGCUGUAUUCCCUCGCUCUGAAAUGCCUUAUUAGCCUGUCUACGAUUAUCCUGCUUGGGCUCAUCAUCGUGUACCAUGCAAGGGAAAUCCAGUUGUUCAUGGUGGACAAUGGAGCAGAUGACUGGAGAAUAGCCAUGACUUAUGAGCGUAUUUUCUUUAUCUGCUUGGAAAUACUGGUGUGUGCUAUACAUCCCAUACCUGGGAAUUAUACGUUCACAUGGACAGCCCGGCUCGCCUUUUCUUACGCUCCAUCCACAACAACAGCUGAUGUGGAUAUUAUUUUAUCUAUACCAAUGUUCUUAAGACUAUAUCUUAUUGCCAGAGUUAUGCUUUUGCAUAGCAAACUUUUCACUGAUGCCUCAUCUAGAAGCAUUGGAGCAUUAAAUAAGAUAAACUUCAAUACCCGUUUUGUUAUGAAGACUCUAAUGACAAUAUGUCCAGGAACUGUACUGUUGGUUUUUAGUAUCUCAUUAUGGAUAAUUGCUGCAUGGACUGUCCGAGCUUGUGAAAGAUACCACGAUCAACAGGAUGUUACUAGCAACUUCCUUGGGGCAAUGUGGUUGAUUUCAAUAACUUUUCUAUCCAUUGGAUAUGGGGAUAUGGUACCUAAUACAUACUGUGGGAAAGGAGUCUGUUUACUUACUGGAAUCAUGGGUGCUGGGUGCACUGCACUGGUGGUAGCUGUGGUGGCAAGGAAGUUAGAACUUACCAAAGCUGAAAAACAUGUGCAUAAUUUCAUGAUGGACACCCAGCUAACUAAAAGAGUGAAAAAUGCAGCGGCCAAUGUACUCAGGGAAACAUGGUUAAUUUAUAAAAACACAAAGCUGGUUAAAAAGAUAGACCAUGCAAAAGUAAGGAAACAUCAACGCAAAUUCUUGCAAGUUAAAAUUCUACCUUUUAGAUUAAGAAGUGUAAAAAUGGAACAAAGGAAACUGAACGAUCAAGCCAACACUUUGGUGGACCUGGCAAAGACUCAAAACAUCAUGUAUGACAUGAUUUCUGACUUAAAUGAAAGAAGCGAAGAUUUUGAGAAGAGAAUUGUUACUCUGGAAACUAAACUGGAAACUUUAAUUGGUAGCAUUCAAGCUCUCCCUGGACUGAUUAGCCAGACAAUCAGCCAGCAACAGAGGGAAUUCCUCGAGGCUCAAAUACAAAAUUAUGAUAAGCAUGUUGCCUACAGUGCUGAACGAUCACGAUCUUUGUCAAGAAGAAGGAGAUCAUCCUCCACAGCACCACCAACUUCAUCAGAGAGUAGCUAGAAGAGAAUAAGUUAACUGCAAAUAAAGACUUUUUGCCAUCAUAUGGUCAAUAUUUUAGCUUUUAUUGUAAAGCCCUAUGGUUCUAGCCAGUGUUAUCUGGGUUCUGAUGUCAGAAUCCUGGAAACCUGAAUACAUUUUAGGCCAAAAUGAGUGAAAACUCUUCUUUUUUCCCCCUCCUCCUCUCAGAUGCACAGUGAAUGCACCUAUUAUCGCUAUAUUAGAUUGUUCUUCCUGUAAUUUCACUAACUUUUUAUUUAUGCACUUCAAACAAGCUUUACUACUAAAGUACAUAAUAUAAUAAAAAGGUUAAUUUCUGCACAUAGUUGCUUGGUUACUUGGACUUAACAACCAAAAAAAAAAGCUCACAAUCAAAAGGCUUAAUUAUGAACUUUUAAGGAAAAAAAAAAGUGAAGCUUAAUAAUUAUUUCUUAGUAUGAAAGCUAAUUGUCUAAACUUUGCUUGCAGUGGAGGGGGAAAAAAAUCAAUAUUAAUCUAAAAGUGUGCUGUAUCUGUAUAGUAAUUUUAAAAGGUCACUGACAGCUUCGAUUUCUGAAGUGAUUAAUUAAAGAUAUAAUUUAUCCUAGAAAAUAAAUCAUGAAGUGAUCUAUGGGGAUUUUUAAUCUUAGGGCUUUUGUUUACCAUGCAUUGUUACGCACACACAGACAUAGAUUAUACAUAUAUACUUAUGUAUAUAAAAUUAUUUAAGCAAUGCCUGUGGCAAUGAUCUUUUAAACUGACUAUUUGUAAAGCUACUGGCAUGCAAGAAGCACAGGCAAAAUUCCUGCUUAUCUAUUCAGAGUCUCACAAUUAUGCCAGGUAAGUAUGUCCAGAUCAAAAGCAUCACUUUCAAGCCUGAAGUCUCCUAAUAAUGCUCUUUGGGUUUUGAAAGUGUUAGGUUGCUACUUUCUUCACUCCCUUCUUUGUGUUUAAUGUUUCUGGAGUGAAUUAUUGACACAGACUUGCAGUAUACACAAUUGUGUGAUAGCAGCACAGUGUUCUGUAUACAUUAUAUUUGGGUAAUUCCCAUGGUUCUUGCUAUGCAGUCAAGCUUAGCAAAACACUUUUAGCAAUAUUUCCAAAAAUUCUUGUAAAAAGCCAGCAGUAGAUGGGAGUUAUGGCGCUCUGGUAUCUGUAGUACUUUACUUUCAUGAACAAAAAAUAAGGUCUCCUACUUUUAUUAGGAAAAAAAAACACAAACAAAUUAAAACACAAACUAACCACGAAGCAUAGUGUAGGCACUUGUGAAAAGGCUCUGACUGAUUUAUCUUCUGGUUUAUAUCCAGAGUAGCAAAACUAGGUAAGCUUAAAUGCCCAGCGUAUGCAACUUGCAUUCACAAUUCCUAGUUAGGAAAUUAUUUGACUUUAUGAAAUAUUUUUUAGUACUUGCUAUUUAUGAAAUAUGCUAGUCCAGUCUGCCCCUCCCCCAAUUUACAGACAAGGGUGACACUGUACCUAAACAAGUAGACUUGUCUGACUGUUUCCAAGGAAUACUGUGUCUACCUAGAAGUAACUAACUUGCACGUUGAAGGAAUUGCAAAUUGCUCUAUGAGACACUGUGAGUUCUGGUCAGUAAGAACAGGCAGGAGAGAUGCCAAAAGUAAUGCAGGAAGUCAUGCCAGAGCCUUGCCGGACAAGACAGAAGAGCUGUUCUCUCCAGCAACUGUAAUUUCCCAAACCAAAUACAUAAUCUGAAAAACAGCAAACACUUUAUGUCCGUUUAAAUUAAAGGAUCUCCUUUUUCUGGUGCUAUAAAUGUAUAACUGAUGAAUGUAAGUGACAUCCAGAGGCAUUGAAUGUUUAUGAAAAGGACAAGAAUUUCUCCAACACUUGUUAUGUCCUUCAGAAAGAUUAUGACUUUGCAGUAUUUUCCCACGUAGAGCAGGACAGUUGCAUGUCUUUGGUGUGCCUUAUUUACAGACUGUGGUAUUUUGUGACUGGAAAUAACAUGCAGUAUGCAUAGUAUUUGCUGUUCUGCUUUUGUUUUUAUGAAGUUCAUUUCCAGAAGAAAAGUUGGAUAUUAUAUAGUGCUAAUACUUUUCUCGUCCAGUCCUUAACUAGAUGAGAUUGUGAAUGGUCAUGUGGCCACUUGCUUUACACUGCUGGCAGGUUUAGAAGUAGUGAUUAAUAAUAUUGAAAUUUUAAUACUAAAGUUUUAGUCUUCUUUUUUCUCUCUUUUUUUGUGUGUGUUUAAUUUAGAAUACUUUUCCUGGCAUUGAAUGUGAAAUACACUUGCUGUAGCUUGAAUACAUUCCCAUUUGUCCUGUCAGCUUGAACUAGCUCUAUCAUUGUUUACAACAUCUUUUGUAGGACCCAUUUUUUUUUCUCCUCUGAAUUGCACAACAGGAUUUUUUAAGAACUUUUUUAAGAAUUUUCAAAGGCCCACUUUGAAAAUUCAUGUCAGUCUUUCAAUUUGAAUUAAGUUCCAGCUAUAAGUAUUGAGCUGGCUAUUUCUGUUGUGAAAGACCAAUUGUCAUCUUUGACCUCUCAAUUUCUUUUACACACUAGGACUCAGGAGCCUGAACUUACUAAAUUCUUGCAACAGCUUUAUGCACCCGUGAGAUGCAUCAGGACUAUCCGCAUCAGUGGUGUUCUGUAACAACCUGCCAGAUUAUUUUGGAUUUCUGUCUUUGUUUUUAGAGCAAACAAGAAGUGAUGACGCAAUGGAAUACUCCAGUUCCACGUCUUAAUUUACCUUAAAACUCACUACAAGUAUUUUAUCUGUGUUUGCAGUACAGGUGAUUCUUUUCUUGUACUACCUGGUUUUAGAAAAUGCUUAAGUGGUACAUGUGAAUCCGGUACCUGAAAAGACAGAUAUAAACUUCUAUUAUGAAAAGCACAAAGCAAUUUGGUUUGAUUUUCUUACUCCUGUCACAAAAUUCCUUUUCAUCUUUCCUUGUUUGACUUUUGUAGUACCACAAAUUCCAUUGCUGAUUUUUUAUUUCCAAAACCUACUCCUUUACUGUUGUUAGCGUAUGAGCUCACUAAAAGGAAAGCAUAGCAUUAUGACAGAUCUUGGAAACGGCUGUAUAGUUAAAUGUUGAUUUUUCUCUGAAAGAUUGUUUAUAAAUGACAAGGACUCUUUUUCAAAGCAUAUGGCAUAUUUACCAUGUUACAGUUGUAAAGCUUCAUGCACCUCUUGCCUUAGUUUCACCAAUAGGAAAAUUCAGCUUUCAGUUGCUAUUAUACUCCUCCUUUUCACUGCAUUCCAGACACUGAUUCCAUUUAUCAGUUUCUUUGGAGUCUGACAGAGACUGAGCAAAGAUACCUUGCUUGUAAGGACUGAAAUGCAAGAUCACAAAUAGGCCUAUUCACUAUGCUUAAAACUCAGUGCAUUGAUUUAAACAGUGCUUUUUAGUUACAUUUAGGGUUUUUGCAGGAUCAGAAUAACACAUUCAUAUGUAUUAUGCUUGCAAAUGCUCUGCAGUUCUUAAUAAUGCGAAUCAUUAGCUAUUGUAAGCCUGCAGACCUUUCCAGAUAGACUUGUGCAACUCAGCCUUUCUUUUCUUCCUGCUGCUCGGUAAGGAAGGAUCUGAUAUGGAGAGAGGUUCACUAUCUAAAAGUUAAGCAUCCAGGUUAGGAGCUCUAAAUGCCUUCUGGAAGUCCAUACCUUUCCUUGUGAGCUAUUUAAAAACCAGGGCUCCCCAGACUGAGUCUGAAUCACUGUCAUCAUUAGAGGUCAAAAAUAGGUGACAGGCAUACUGUUUUACAGAUUGUAAAACUCUUUCCAUGUCAGAUCAUAUGUGAACAUUCGAACUGAUAUGCCACACACUUUAAAAGCAUAUCGAAGCAUAAAAGAAUAAAAGGUUUAAAUAUGUCUAAAAUUCAGAAUAAAACUUAUUACCCAUAUCAAUACUAAAAACGAAAAUUGUCUGAAAGCUCUUUUCCCCUAACUAAAAGUUAUGAAAAAUUUUAAUAAAUUUUAUGAACGUAAGGAA